CUCGACAUUUAGAGCUUUGUGCGACAUUGAACGAAGUGAACGUUUUUACCAUGCUUAUCAACGGAUAUUCCUGCACCAAGCUUCUGUUUUUGAUGGCUUGCCUGUGCUUGGCAUUUGAGGGAAAAACUGUCUCGGCGAGAAAGUGCACUGUAGGAUACAGGCUCAGGCCCGGAAAAUGCGAGUGGUAAAGCCACUGAGCCAUAAAAAUCAUAAUAAUGAGUCAUAAUCAAAUUGUAUCAAUGUUGAAAAAACUAUAUUGAUUACAACAAAUAAAUAAUUUCUGAGCAUAA
Messenger RNA from Drosophila yakuba, 290 nucleotides. RefSeq lists its product as uncharacterized. Lineage: Eukaryota; Metazoa; Arthropoda; Insecta; Diptera; Drosophilidae. The transcript has a single exon. The coding region runs from base 51 to 188 and encodes 45 amino acids. The record is from RefSeq and is a predicted model, not a curated record.